Molecule: messenger RNA, 1323 nt
Organism: Raphanus sativus (radish)
Lineage: Eukaryota; Viridiplantae; Streptophyta; Magnoliopsida; Brassicales; Brassicaceae
Product: polycomb group protein EMBRYONIC FLOWER 2-like
Exons: 12
Coding region: 1-1323 (440 amino acids)
Cellular component (GO): nucleus
Molecular function (GO): chromatin DNA binding
Source: RefSeq, a predicted model, not a curated record
AUGACAAACAGUCGUCUCAUCACUCGUCGUUGUCGAACCUCUUGCUGUUCCAGAAGAACAUAUCAGAUGCACCAUGAAGACUUCCAUGUGCAUAUGUCUGAAGAGGAGAAGAUUGCUGCUGAAGAGAGCCUUAAAGCGUAUGGCAAGACUAUUGAACUCGACAACAUUCUUCAGCGUCGUGCUAAAAAGAAUCCCUUGUUUCUUCAGAGAUCUUUGAGUUAUCAGAUUGAAGCCAAACAUCAAAGGAGAAUACAAAUGACUGUGUCGCUUUCGGACACUCAAAAACUGUUUCCUAUAUAUGUUUUGCUGGCAAGACUUGUGUCUCCUAAGCCUACUGCAGAGUGUUCUGCAGUAUAUAAGUUCAGUCGAGCAUGUAUCCUAACUGGUGUCCUGGGGGUUGAUGGAGUUAGCCAAGCACAAGCCAAAUUUUUCCUCCCUGAUAUGAAUGAACUUGCAUUGGAGGCAAAAUCAGGAUCACUGGCUAUCUUAUUUAUCAGCUUUGCUCGUUUGCAAAAUUCUCAAUUUGGCAUUGGUUCAAGCAAUAUCCAUUCAGGUAUUUCCAGAGGAAAUUGCCUAUGGAGCAAAAUACCCCUGGAAUCUAUCUACUCAUCGUGGCAGAAAUAUCCAAAUAAGGACUUGGAACAGAAAGCAAAUUCAGUCUCUCUUGUUGAAACGCAGCCUUGCUCUGUACAGAUACAGUCUAUGAGUGAGGAAAAGUGUAUUGCGAUUCAGGUUCCAAGCAAUCCCCUCACCUCGAGCUCACCGCAGCAAAUGAAAGUCACCAUAUCUGCGGAAGAGGUUGCACCGACGGAAAAAUCUCCUUAUAAUUCACUUUCAUUUAAUGACGUCCCUUCUUCUUCAAUGUUAGAAAUUAUUAGGUCGAGAGCAGGGAAUGUAAUUUUCAAUUACAUAUACUAUAACAACAAAUUGCAGAAAACCGAAGUAACCGAAGACUUUACUUGUGCAAUCUGCUUAGUAAAAUGUGCCAGUUUUAAGGUGGAUUUUCAUUUCUAUUCUCACUCAUACUCUGAGUCAAAUAUACAUCUGUUUGGGAAUCAGGCACCACCGGUGGAGAACAACAACUUCGAGAUCAAGUCAGGGCUACUCACACAAUUGAGCACAACAAGUUUCAUGGCCUGGCAGCUGAAGAUCCUAUCGAUCAUCUUGUACAAGUUUGAUCAGUAUUGUAGUUUGUCCAAGACAAAUGGUGUCUCUGAAGAUGCAUUCAAGCUGAAGUUGUUUCCCUUCUCUUUGGGAGACCAAGGCACAAUCAGUGGGAGAGGUCUGUCCCAAGUGACACUAUCACCAUUGGGAGGGAUGUAA